AUGGACCUCGACUUCGAUGUCUUGAACGGGUACUGGCAAGCGCGAUGGGAACGAUAUUGCCAGCUUUCUGCUGCUGCCCUGAUUCUGUAUGAGUAUCUGCUCCAGUUCUCGGUCGAAGUCGAGCUGUUCUGGAAGAAAAGAUGGUCAUUGGGGAAGGCUAUCUUCCUGUGGAGUCGGGUCUACAGCCUUGGCUUCAACAUCGGGAACGCCAGCGUGUUCAUGCAAGAACAUGCCACGUACGACUUAUGCAACCGUUUCUUUCACUGGCAGAACACCGGAGCGUCCCUGCAAGUUGUCACGACGCAUAUCAUCCUCGAGAUGCGGCUAUAUGCAAUGUACCGGUCAUCACAUUACAUCCUUGCCUUACUCGUCUUCCUCGAGACAUGCGAAGUGAUCGCAAUCGGCGUCAUAUUCGGCACGACGAAGCCAGGUCAAGUCGGUGAAAACAACCCUUUCCCUGGCCUCCGUAUCUGUGCGGAUGCGGACCCACCUCAUCUGCAUUGGAUCGCAUUCUACUGGACUGCGAUACUGUCCAUUGAGGCGAUUUUGAUGGGCCUAGCCAUGUAUAAGGCGUAUGAAAACUACAAAACUGGCAUAGGAGGCCCGCUUAUGCGGUCGCUCAGCCGGGAGAGUGUACUGUACUUUAUGGGUAUAUUCGGGAUCUACCUUCUGAACCAAAUCUUAUGGUGGAUCAAUCGGAUCACGUUGAACGAAUUGGCGACGGGGUUCAGCUUCGCUGUCUCUGCAGUGUUUGCUAACCGGCUCAUGAUCAGUGUGCGGCAGCAUUACUACAACUCUGAGAUGGAAGAAGACAGAACGCAAAUGACCACCUUGCGGUUCGGACGAGGACAAGCAGGGACGAUGCAUACGUCCGGUGGGAGCGAUGGGAGCGCAACCCUUGCUGAGGGUCCGGUUCUCGUUCUCUCUGCAGCACCAAAGCUUCAGGACAACGCCACUGCUGAAGCGCAGGAUCGGCCCAUACUCAUACACGAUAACGAGGCGGGUGCCGAAGACCACCAAGCUGGGGCGUUUCAUCCCUUCGACCCGGAGCCCGUCAAGUUGAGCUCGGUAGACUUCGACGAGAGGAUGGGUUUCUGA
Messenger RNA from Punctularia strigosozonata HHB-11173 SS5, 1098 nucleotides. RefSeq lists its product as uncharacterized. Bases 1 to 1098 code for a protein of 365 amino acids. The record is from RefSeq and is a predicted model, not a curated record. The transcript has 9 exons. NCBI's taxonomy places the organism in Eukaryota, Fungi, Basidiomycota, Agaricomycetes, Corticiales, Punctulariaceae.